GUAGGUCGAAACUAACGGCUCUCCACAGCAACACGAAUCAAAAACCAAACCGAAAGGUGUAAAACCGAAAAGAAGAACCUAUUGACUUUUAACACAUAGCAAUGCUGUACCAAGACCACGAUAAUGCCAAUGCGGCAGGACAAGGCGACGCACCGAUCGCCAACACCACCGCCGCCGCAGCAGCAGCAACGACCCACGUAGCUCCUCAGCCACCGGCACCACAGCAAAAACAUCCAGAGCAGCUGCCUGCUUCCGCUCCUGCUCCUACUCCUGCUGCUGCGGUAGCAACGACCGGCAGUGCAGGCGCAACCGCUGCUGUCGCCUCCCUUUCUCAGCAACAAUCGCUGCAGAAGCCACCACCAACACAGCUGUCUGAUCCCGCUGUCCACGUCGACGCGACGCUGCCGGCGAUUCCUGCCAAGGCCGUCGUGACUCAGCCGGCGGCGGUGCGGGAUGAACCGGUGCUGACGGGCACGGUGGUGUGCGCCCAAUCGAGUGCGGUGCGCCGCGCCGAUCAGCAAAAGGUCCGCGCACAGGCCGAGGAAGACGCGGAGGAUUCGCACUCCGACACGGCCUCGGCGUCGUCCUCCAGCGUGGCGACGUCUACCUCGUUUGUCGGGGACGCGGACAAGAUGGAGCUAAUCUUUGACUUUGGGCGCUACGUCGGGCAGGUGGACCCGCUCACGGGGCUGCGAGACGGCCAGGGCUGCCUGCAUUACAAGAGCGGCAACGUGUACACCGGCGGCUGGAGGGACGGCGCCGCCGACGGCUUCGGCGAGAAGCGCUACAAGAACGGCGACAUCUACCGCGGUCACUGGGACCAGGGCAGGCGCUCCGGUCGCGGGGCGUACUUGUUUGCGCAAGGCCACUUCUACGAUGGCAUGUACGUGAACGACCAGCCCGAAGGCUACGGCAUCUACACCACCUUGAAGGGUGACCGCUACGCCGGGCAGUGGAAAGGCGGCCACAAGAACGGCAAGGGUCGCGAGACGCUCGUGAAUGGGCAGGUCUUCGUCGGCAACUGGCGCAGCGGAAAGAAGCAAGGCCGUGGCAAGCUGUACCUGCCCGGCGCGGAGGGCUACAUCUACGGCAUCUGGAAUGACGACAAGUUCUUUCGGGAGCUGACGGAGGCGGAGAUGGGCGCGGAGGGGAGAGAGGACGUCGUGGACGAAUUCGGUCUGCCGCGUGACGCGUCUGCCCCGCCGGUGACGCCGCCAUGGAUGAGGCCGGUGCCGAUUGGGACAGCCGUGACGGACCGUGUCCUGAUGGGCGUGGCAGCCCUGGAGGACCGCAUGGAGUCCCUCGGAAAGGUGUUCGAGCGGGUAAUGGGUGGGUCGAACAGCGAGGGCGGCGGAGGGAACGCCGGAUCGGCCGCCGCCACGGCAGGGGAGACGUCGCGGUCUGCGGCGGGCGGGGGGACCUCCUCGCACCUCCUCUUUGCGUCUCCGGGUGGGCAAACGGCGGAUGGCAUUCUGGCGAGCGACUUGGAAAGGGACGACGCGUACGAUGACGAGGGGACGCCGACGAUGGGGGUGGAGCUGCGCCGUGCCGCGCGGGCCACCAACGCUACGCCGCCUGCCGCCGUGCUGUCGACCGCGGAGGAGCAGGCGGAGCAGCAGGCGCCAACGGCGGAGAGCAACAACAUCAACGACGACAGCAUCGCGACUUCUGUCGCUGCCUCUGCUGUUGCGGCAAGCGAGCUGAAGGGAGGUGCCCCACCGCAGUGA
Molecule: messenger RNA, 1727 nt
Organism: Leptomonas pyrrhocoris
Lineage: Eukaryota; Euglenozoa; Kinetoplastea; Trypanosomatida; Trypanosomatidae
Exons: 1
Coding region: 102-1727 (541 amino acids)
Source: RefSeq, a predicted model, not a curated record